AUGUCAGCCCCGCCUUCGCCAAAGCCUUCGUUCGAGUCCGAGGAGCGCCCGGAAUCCAGCCAGAGCAUUUCACAGACUGCAGAGACCAACCACAAGCGCAACAUCUCUUUUGAGGACAAAACGAGGAGCUACAGCCCCCGACGGAGAUCUAUUCAGUUCCAAGUGGCCGCUGCAGAGUCGCAGCUGCCUAGCCGGCCGCUGGAAAAACGGGUUUCCUACGGAGAUACAUCUCCCAAGGAGUUGGAGGCGGAAAGAGACCAGAGGUCUGCCCAGGCGGGUCGAGGUCCCUCCCCACCGCCGCCAAAGACAUAUGAGCGGGGCGUCUCAUUCAACACCUUUGACAACCGAGAUGCUCCAGACUUUUCCUUGACGCUCAACUACAAGCAUAAAGGGUAUCAGAGCACCCGCCGAAGUCGGUCUUUUCUGGUGGGCACGGACCAGAAUGAUUACUCCGAAUUCGCACUCGAGUGGCUGCUGGAUGAGCUUGUUGAUGACGGCGAUGAGAUAGUUUGUCUUCGUGCGGUAGAGAAAGACUCGCGUAUGGCCAGUGACGCGGGGAUUGAGGAGGGCAAAUAUCGACAAGAGGCGAAGAGACUGUUUGACCAGGUGAUUCAGAAGAAUAGCCAAGACGAGAAGGCUAUCAGCCUGGUCCUGGAACUGGCAGUCGGGAAAGUGGAGAACAUCAUCCAGCGAAUGAUCCGUAUAUACGAGCCUGCCAUGCUCGUGGUCGGUACCCGCGGCCGCAACCUAAAGGGUGUUCACAGUCUCUUGCCAGGCUCCGUUUCCAAAUACUGUCUGCAGCAAUCACCCAUUCCGGUCAUCGUGGUUCGGCCAUCGCCCAAGCGCGAGAAGAAGAAAAAGAAGCGACGUGCAGAUCCAACCCGCAAAAGCUACAACCAGAUCCUCAAUCUGAGCGAGCAGCGUGGCAGUCGCAUUUUCGACGCUAGUUCCAGCACAGAGGAUGGAGUUUCUAAACUCCCCGACGAAGAGGCCGCUGUUGCUGAAGCGCUAGGUCUUCCAGCCUCUUACUCUCGUGCCAACUCGCGCAGCUCUCUUUCUGUUUCAGACCGCAGCAGCCUCAGCCAUGACGACUCGGACUCUUCUUCUCCGGUUCCGCACUCGCUCGACGCAGUGGUAAUGAAAAGCCCCCUCCUCGGCAGUCCCGCCAGUUCGGAGGAAAGCGUGCCUCUCAUUGAAAAUACAGAGACACCAGAAAGACCACUCACACCUGCAGCUCUUGACGAGCCAAGUGAAGACUCAUCCGACGAUACCGAGUCAACCUCACCAGAUCCAGCUAAUCCCGUCUCGAUCCCCACGAUCGAAGUCUCGAACGACCACGACGAGAAAGCCGAGGCAGAGGACAAGUGA
Messenger RNA from Penicillium cinerascens, 1368 nucleotides. Its product is annotated as universal stress protein. Bases 1 to 1368 code for a protein of 455 amino acids. The transcript has 3 exons. The record is from RefSeq and is a predicted model, not a curated record. Lineage: Eukaryota; Fungi; Ascomycota; Eurotiomycetes; Eurotiales; Aspergillaceae.